Hydatigera taeniaeformis is the source of this 210-nucleotide messenger RNA. The record is from the annotation of a GenBank genome assembly. NCBI's taxonomy places the organism in Eukaryota, Metazoa, Platyhelminthes, Cestoda, Cyclophyllidea, Taeniidae.
AUGGAAACCAAACGAAGCCGCGCAGAGGUUUUGAAAUUGCUCCAAUCUCUGGAUCGCGACAACUCGGGCAAAGUCAGUGCGGGAGAGCUGAUGGCUGUACUCGGAGAUGAAGUGACUCAUGAAGAGUUGAAAGCCUUUAUUGCUCGUCAUGACAAGGACAACGAUGGCGAGCUUGAUAUUAAUGAAUUGGUUGACUUUUUCACUAAAUAA